AUGUUCCUCAACAAGAUCGGGCGCCCUGCGAUCUAUCUGACAGGGUGCAUCUCAUGGUACGUCCGUAAAGAACUCGGCGUCCGUACCGGACUAUUCUACAGCGGUUCCAUGCUCUCCGGUGCUUUCUCGGGUCUCAUCGCCGCCGGCAUCACGAACGGCAUGGACGGCGCCCGCGGACUGCUAGCCUGGCGUUGGCUCUUCAUUAUCGAGGGAUCACUCACUGUCGCAAUUGCCCUCGGUGCAUUCUUCGUGCUGCCGGACUUUCCCGCCAACACCAGGUGGCUGACGGACCAGGAACGACAGCUGGCUAUGUGGCGCAUGGAAGUCGAUGCUGCGGGCGAGGAGGACUGGACGAGCUCCUCGUCGCAACCCAUCUUUGACGGCUUCAAGAUGAUCUUGGUUGAUCCUAUCAACUGGAUCCUUGUUGUGCUUGUCUAUGGCGCCGCAUCGUCAAUUUCGAUCAACAGCUUCUUCCCCACGGUCGUCGCGAGUCUUGGGAAGGAUCGUAUUACUACGUUGCUUCUUACUUCGCCGCCUUAUCUUCUGGCAUGCAUUGUUUGUGCAGCGGUCUCAUGGAACGCCGACCGCAUGAACGAGAGGUACUGGCAUACCGUCGCCCCGCUGGCGUGCUCGCUCGUUGGAUUCAUCAUCUCGAGUGCCGCGACGGGGAUCGGGCCGCGAUACUUUGGCGCCAUGAUCAUGCUUCCUGGGAUUUACACUGGCUUUAAUAUGUCCAUGGUUUGGACCGCCAACACGAUCUACCGACCCACGGCAAAGCGCGCCGCCGCGGUGGCAUUCAACAAUGCGUUUUCUACGCUUUCGGGUAUCUAUGGCUCUUACUUGUACCCUAACAACGCCACGCCGAGGUUCGUCUUGGCCUUCAGUGUGAAUGCCGCGAUGGCGUUGAUGGCGAUUGUUGCUGCCACUGUGUUGCACUUUAUUCUGAAGAGAGAGAACAAGAAGUUGGAGAUGAGAGAGCAGGAAGCUGAGGCUGCCGGCCAGGCGCAACUGAUUGGAAAAGGAUUCAGAUAUGUCAUCUGA
Molecule: messenger RNA, 1041 nt
Organism: Colletotrichum fioriniae
Lineage: Eukaryota; Fungi; Ascomycota; Sordariomycetes; Glomerellales; Glomerellaceae
Biological process (GO): transmembrane transport
Cellular component (GO): membrane
Molecular function (GO): transmembrane transporter activity
Source: RefSeq, a predicted model, not a curated record